This is a messenger RNA of Etheostoma cragini (Arkansas darter), 4915 nucleotides long. RefSeq names its product R3H domain-containing protein 1-like. NCBI's taxonomy places the organism in Eukaryota, Metazoa, Chordata, Actinopteri, Perciformes, Percidae. Bases 404 to 3892 code for a protein of 1162 amino acids. The transcript is spliced from 27 exons. The record is from RefSeq and is a predicted model, not a curated record. Gene Ontology annotation, molecular function: nucleic acid binding.
CUGCCAUAACGCAAACAACGACGAGAAGACGUGACAUAUUUUCAACACCCUACGUGUCGAACGGUCGUACGUGAAGAUCUGACGCACUCUCCCAGUCUUCUGGACUCUGCCGUCUCUCCUUCACUUUGCCUGGUUCGCCACAAACACUAGCUACUACACCCUCGGUAGAGACUACGGCUGUGCACCGAUUGUAAACCAAAGCGGUCAGCAGGGGUCAUGAGGGUGUCGGAGGCCCCGGUUGCUGUUCAGAGCAGCUGAAGCAGACAUGGGCAAAGAAGUCUCAAAUGGCAUCGGUAGGCUCGGCCUCAUCGACAUCACCAGCCACUUCCUCCUUCGCCACAAACACCACUGGCUACGCAACAAGUUGUCUGUAUUUGCCAGCAUCUCUGAGUAAGACUUUGCAAUGAGAAUGUCCGAUACAGUUGACACUGAAACGAUGAAAGUUUCCGAAGCUGCCGAAACGGUGCCAUCUCCAAAAGACAACGCCACCAAAUCUGAGAUCACUGACCAGAGCCAGAGCAGCAGAGAUGAACACGGCAGCAACAACAACCGGGACGUACAGCCUGUGAAGUAUUCUAAGUCCAACACCAGGCUAAAGCUGGUGCGGAGCUUGGCAGUGUGUGAAGAGUCCUUUCCUUGCGCUAUUCCUGAGCCUUCUGCAGCACCUCAGGAUGGAUUCCUUGUCCAGCCCUUUGAAAAGGAAGAUCGGGCCCCACAGGACCAGGCUGAGAAAGAGGACUGCUGCGAUAAGGCGGACAAACCUGAGAAAACGCCAAGAAAAAUGCUGUCGAGAGAUUCCAGCCAAGACUACACCGAUUCAACUGGCAUCGAUCUCCAUGAGUUCCUGGUCAACACGUUGAAGGGCAACCCCAGGGAUCGAAUCAUGCUACUGAAGUUGGAACAGGACAUCUUGGACUUCAUCAGCAAUAAUGAAAGCCAAAAGAGAAAGUUCCCACCCAUGACGUCCUACCACAGGAUGCUGCUACAUCGGGUGGCUGCCUACUUUGGCAUGGACCACAAUGUGGACCCCAGUGGAAAGUCCGUGGUGAUUAACAAAACCACCAACACUAGAAUACCCGAUCAGAAAUUCUCCGAGCACAUCAAGGAUGACAGGGCGGACGAUUUUCAGAAACGCUACAUUCUAAAACGAGACAACUCCAGCUUUGAUCGUGAAGACAGCACGAUUCGAAUGCGUUUGAAAGCUGACAAGAGGAGCAAAUCGAUGGAGGAGAGGGAGGAGGAGUACCAGCGAGCCAGAGAAAGGAUAUUUGCACAUGAUGGAGAUCACUUCAUACUAGAUAGAAGUGCUCAGGAUGAAGGCGCAUGCAUGAGCACCCAACAGAGGCGGCAAAUGUUCAGGCUACGGGCCGGUCGGUCGGGCGCCAGCCGGCAGAGUAGCUCCGAGACAGAAACGCUGCCGCGGCACGGCGAGCCUCGGCCGUGGAGCAGCACCGACAGCUCGGACAGCUCCAACCGACUCGCCCCGCGCCCCCCCAUCACAAAGGCCAGCAGCUUCAGCGGCAUUUCCCCCGGCCUGGUCCGGGGGGACAGCACAGCCAGCAGCAAGAGCACGGGGAGGCUCUCCAAAACAGGUUCAGAAUCGUGCAGCAGUGUCGGCUCCUCGUCCAGCUCUCUAUCCCGUCCCCAGCUGCCUCUACCAGUGUCAGCUCCGUCCUGGUCCAACAUCCCCGGAGCGCCCUUAAUCCACAUAGCCGCUGACACUAGAGGGUCUGGGCACCCUGAGAUGAUCAAGGGCGUCCCGUCACAGCCACCAUCAGCUACAGACGCAACAAACUUUUAUGUGUUGCCGCUGGAAGCCUCAGGGAUACCGCCCGGCAGCGUUCUGGUCAACCCACACACAGGCAAGCCUUUCAUCCACCCCGAUGGCAGCGCCGUCGUUUAUAACCCGGCCUCUGUCGCCCCCGCUGCUGGUAGGAACCCACAGCAGGGGAAAACCCCACAGCAGCCAAUCCCUGUCCCGACACAGCACCAACAGACCAAUCACCUCCACUCUCAGCCGAUCUGUCCUCCUCUCCAGCUGUCCUCUGAGCCUGUUCACAACCCAACGGUCUCGUAUCCUCUUCCUCCUUCUCAGUUCCUGCCCGUCUGUCAUAACCAACAGUACACUGUGCCUGAUGCCCUCAACGCCCAGUUCAGUCACAUGACUCUGGCGCAGCAGCCGCCCGGCAACAGUGGGGCUUCAUCCUCGGACGCCCGCCACUAUCCGACUGUAUACCACCACCACCCCUCCCAGAUGGUACUGCAUGGAGCUCCGCAGCAGCAGCAGCAGGUUGCUAGCUACAUGGUGGCAGGGCCAUCAGGAGGACCCCCAGGGGUGCUGCAGGGUCAGCCUGUCCCAACCCCAGGCCCCAACCACACCUAUCCCAGUUCCACCCCGGGCCCUGCUGCUUUUUCUGGAUCCACGCUGAACCAGCAGCUGCUCCAGCAACACACCUACAUCCAUCAGCCCGUCCAGCAGAUGUCCGCGUGUUACUGCUCUUCAGCCCACCACCCCCACUGCUCCAGCCAGCAGCAGAACUACCGGGCCCCUGUCAACUUGCUGUCCUAUAACUGCCCCCAGAGCCAAAACCUGCCCCAGCAACAAGUGCACCAAGCCAUGAUGCCAAACCCAGCAUCCAGCUACCAGACCAUAGUGGGCAUGCAGCCAACAUCUACCGUCGCUCUCACUGGCAACCAGCAAAGCAAUAUGGGCAACCAGAUGCAAGGCAUGAUGGUCCAGUACCCUCCAAUGCAGUCUUAUCAGGUCUCUGUGCCACAGCAGACGUACCAGCAGCCAGUGUUUGUGUCCUGUCAGCCAGGACAGGGGGCGGUGGCUGUUGCUGGCAUGCAGCCCUGCUACAGCCUGCUCCCCCCUAACCAGCACACCACCAUGAGGUACCAUCUCAGGUUAAACAACACAGACACUCUGCAAAUGUUCCAAAAUUCAACAGUGAGUUUCCUGCCUGCCCAGAUGAUGGAGCAGCUCCAGUUUCCUCAGACCUCGUCCUCCUGCGUCUCCCAACAGCACCCAGGCCAGCAGUACGCAGGGUUGUUGCCCCCCGCCCACGGCAGCAGCAUGGUGAUGUUGCAAAUGACGGCGCCCUCCUGCCAGCAGCCCCGGGCCCCCUCCCCCUGCCAGCGGAAACAGCCCAGCCACAAACACUCGGGCCCCGAGCACCAGCGCAGCCGCAGGCCUGCUGAGCUCCCCCCACCUCCAGACAACACCCAGAGCAGCCUGCCCUUGUCUCCGGCACUCACUCCCUUGCCAGGCCAGCCACCCAGCGUCAAGGGCCUCCCAUCAGGCAUCUCGUCCAUCCAUGUCAUGGCCCACCACCCGCACCACCACCACCACCCGCCGCUCCCUACAGCCUUCUGCCACAGUGGACAAGGUGAAGCACACUACUCUCUACUGGGCCAACCUCUGCAGUACAAACCCUCCAUCGGACCUCCGCUGAUCCACACUGCCCACAUGGUGGCCAAACACCAGGGUCCACUGGGGGUUUGGCGUAGCGGUCAUGGGAGGAAGGCCAGCAGAAAAUCUCUGUCUUCAGAUCUCAGUGUAGGUGAAGCAGUGAGCCGUCAGAUCCUGGAUGUGACAGAUCCUCCAGAGGGGAUCAGCUGUACAGACUCCCACCAUCUCCUGGCAAAGCUCUGCAAAGGGAGCCAAUUGAUCCAGCGGCUGUUGGACCAUCAGCCCCAGCUGUGCAACACAACCAGAGACGCUCCCAGCGGACACCUGGCCUCAUCAUACUCAAUCUUUACCAUGCUACCCUCCCGAUAUGCUGCCCAGAGCACCACGCUUCACCACAGCAGCCCCCAGGCAACCUUUAAACUCAGAACUAGUACCAGACACAAAGGGGAGCUGUGUGACUCGGACAAGGCCCAGUCAUAGCUGCUAAGAUCUUGGUGCAUCCAAGGAGCGCCACAUGAACGCACAUCCAACCACCUGCCUCUGCUGCCUCAGUCUGGACUCUCCAAAUAAAAAUAAAAAAAACUAUCAAAUGUUUAGAAAAUGAAUGUUGACUUUUACUUUGUUUUAGUUCAUUUUAUCAUUUUUCUGGCCAACCGGUCUGAGUUUGGUUUUGUUUGUAAAAUGCGUCUGUGGCCACUGAGCUGGCCCCUCUCUAUUCUGAAAAUCUAGUUUGCUGUUUAAAAGUGAAAGUGUUUGGAGAGCUUUGGGUUUCAUUUGCCAGCUGUUGGCGACUCCACUGUGGCUCUUUCAAUAGCAGGUGAAUGAGUGUGACAGCACCAUAUCGAGCUAAACAUACACAUAUUCUACUUGUUUCUGGUUCACGAAUGUUUUGUGCCCACUUUUGAAAAUUAAACUAUUAGAAUUCGGGGCUCCUUACCAUAUUAAUGCAUUGAAACUGAGCAUCUCAUAGCCAGUGUUUUAUUUUAUUUAACAUUCAUCAACAGUUCCAUCAUCUGUGUCCUAGCCACUGACUCAUAAAACUGAGCAGCAUUAUCUUCCGUUAGGUACACAGGAAUGGGUUACUUCUCAUGUAUAACAUGCUUCUAACAAUAACAUGCAGCAACACUUGUACAAUGUGAGCCCAUCCAAUAAUAAACACUGAAUAAUAGAUAUACUACCUGAAUUAUUUAAAAUCACUUUUAUACACAGUGAAUGUUGGAUUUGCACUGAAGUGAUGAACGAGAUGGAGAUUUGAUUGGUAUCGGACAAAGGCCUGGAUUUUCUUUUAUCAACCCCCUCGUUGCACUCGGCCAGGCCACUUUCUUUUAUAUUUAAUUAAAAUGUUUAUAUGCACAAGAAAAAUGCAAUCGAGUUUGUCACUCUACUUGGCUUCUUUUUGGGGGGAUUUUGUUUGUGUGAAUCAUGAGAGGUGUUCUGUGUCUGGUGUGGCUUUUCUUUAUUUUAUUUGUUUUUGGUUGGACUCUAAUAAAUGUUUGCACCACA